AUGGUGUCCAUUCUGAGAAAUACCAUUUUGAACUUCACGAAUAGAAUUACUUUCAAUCAUCUAUCUUCAUCAUUUCAUCUCUUGGCUAGUCCAAAUUUCACAAACCUUCCCCAAAAUACACUGUUGGCUCCUGUGGUACCAACGAUAAUUCCAAGCUGUGGAUUCAAAGUUAUGGGUAGAGUUCGAAGAAGAUGUAAGGAUUGCUAUUUUGUCAGAAGAGAAGAAAGGAUGUUUGUUCUUUGCAAGACACAUAGAAGACAUAAGCAGAUGUCUAUGGUGAAAGAUCCAAAAAAUACAUGGAUAUUAACACAUGCAACACAGUCCAAAGUGAGACCAUGGUGA
This is a messenger RNA of Phaedon cochleariae (mustard beetle), 342 nucleotides long. The record is from the annotation of a GenBank genome assembly. NCBI's taxonomy places the organism in Eukaryota, Metazoa, Arthropoda, Insecta, Coleoptera, Chrysomelidae.